AUGCUGCGACGCUAUGCGCCAACGUUGAGAUCCUUCCAAAGUGUGAAGUUUCGUUGGCGCAAGACUGCAACGGUCACGCUGACGUCGACGCCGAGUCAACACAGCGCUGCGCCAGGUGAUUGGCCCAAAUUGAACGGAGCGAACUUGGACAGUUUGCCGGAAAAAGUCAGCUGGGCGCGACUUUGGGCCGAUGGAGUGACCCCGCGAAAGGGUGUGGUGCUGGCAAUGCAAGAUUAUGGAGCAGUGAUCGCGAUCAGCCAAGCGCAAAAAGGUUUGGUUCCAGCGUCCGCCACCAGCGCUUCCGAGCUGGCACAGCUGGCACGCGGCGCGCCGGUCAUGGUAUACAUCACCAGCAAGUCGUUCGACACCCAGAAGUUCAACCUGGCGCUAACUCCCUCCGCGGAGCCAUCGCAGCGGUUGUUCCGCAUGAAGUGCGACGGCAGACAUCCGUACUCAGGAGUCGUGUCAUCCAUUGCAGACUUCGGCUACUUCGUUGACGUAGGCUUCGAACGGCCGGGAUUCCUUCCGCUGCGCGAGCUUCCCGAGGGAACAGAAUUCAACAUCGGUGACCAGCUGACGGUCUAUGCAACGAGUCAACACUGGCGCUCGGGCCGCUUCAACCUAUCGCUUCGACAGCUCGAGAAGCCCAAGAAACCCAAGCAGCACCUGAUUGUAGAUGGGCUCACUCCUUACCAGGGCAUCAUCCAAGCAGUGGUGGAUCGUGUGGCAGUGAUUGACUUCGGUUUUGACGCUCGCGGGAUGCUGCUGGUUGAUGAUGAUGUGGAAGUGGGCACCGAGUUGACAGUCUACGCCGUGCGACGCAUGCGGCGCAAUCGCCGUGUUUUUCUGUCGCGGACGCCUUCCAUCCGCCGUGUGCUGAUGCUGAAGGAUGUGGUGGCCGAUGGGCAGACACCAUACAGUGCAAAGAUUGCUGGACCGCCACGUCCUGGUUUUGGCGUCAAUCUUGACAUCGGCUGUGAAGAGCUAGCCUUGCUGCCCGACCAUGAGAUUGCUGUCGCUCCACCGUUGGAAGACGGGAUGCCCGUCUACAUCCAGCAUAAAACUGCCUUCAACGGCCUCCUCUUGGCUUCCACCACGCGCCGUGCCGUGCCGCGGGAGCGGCUGACCGCAUUGCAGGCAGAUGGCUGGACGCCGUAUGAAGGCGUGGUGAUGCGACGAAACGAGUCUGGCACCCUGGUGGACAUUGGCUGUGAAGUGCCAGGAUUGCUGCUGCCCAAAGAGGAGCUGCCACAGGUUGCUAUGACAAGGCAAGGGCCUGUGGCGGCCCUGCUCCGUCCAGUGCCAGAUCCUGAAGAGAGGCUGCGUGCCGGUGCAAAGGUCACAGUGUACGUUUGGUCAAAGAGCUGUUUUACAGGGAGAGUGCAUGUGGCUUUGGAGCCCAGGCCCCAACAGGGCAUGCCGCUGCACUUGCUACCAGUAGAUGGAGUAACUCCACUCGUGGGUAUGGUGGCGAGUAUUUCAGAGGUGGGCGCCUACGUGGAUUUGGGUUGCGAGCUUUUGGGCCGCCUCGGCCGCAGGGAACGCGGCAAUGAGAGGACGCGGGAGUUGUCCAAAGGCGACGUCGUGGAAGUCUUCGCGCGGCGGCGCAAUUUGGAGGGCGGCCGGAUCUCCUUGGGCAUGCUGCCGGACCCACAGCGUCGCUUGAGUAUCGAUGACGUUGGUCGAGGAGAGCAUGAAGGUAUCGUGGUCUCUGUGCAGCAUGGGGUGGCCUUCAUUGAUUUCUAUUGCGAAGUCUCCGGGAUGUGCUCUGAGCUCUUGAACUCGAAACGCCUCAAAGAAGGAGAUCGUGUACUGCUCCGGGUGGAACACUUGGAUGAUGCUGGACGUUUCUUGGUUGUGCCUCUGAAGAUUUUACACGACCAUCCGCAGGUGGAGGCAGAGAUCGAAGCACGUCAUUUUGGGAUGUGUUCGAGGCCGCCAAAGCCCUUACGGGAGAAUGAAAUUCUCUACAAGGAUCUGGUGCAGAAUUUUUUGCGUGGAAAAAAAUGUUCGACUCUGCUCGAAUGAAGACAUCGUUGGAUUGGUUCACGG
Molecule: messenger RNA, 2052 nt
Organism: Cladocopium goreaui
Lineage: Eukaryota; Dinophyceae; Suessiales; Symbiodiniaceae
Source: the annotation of a GenBank genome assembly